Amblyraja radiata (thorny skate) is the source of this 1042-nucleotide messenger RNA. RefSeq names its product phosphomannomutase 1 (gene pmm1). The coding region runs from base 84 to 845 and encodes 253 amino acids. The transcript is spliced from 8 exons. The record is from RefSeq and is a predicted model, not a curated record. Gene Ontology annotation, cellular component: cytosol. Gene Ontology annotation, molecular function: phosphomannomutase activity. Gene Ontology annotation, biological process: mannose metabolic process; GDP-mannose biosynthetic process; protein N-linked glycosylation. NCBI's taxonomy places the organism in Eukaryota, Metazoa, Chordata, Chondrichthyes, Rajiformes, Rajidae.
CUCUGUUCCAAAGAUCUUUGCUCUGUUCUGCUCUGGGCAGCAGCAGCAGCAGCAGCCGCCGCCGGGACGCUGCAGUCGGGCUGAUGGCUCAGCCCCGGCCCGACCCUCACACCCUCUGCCUCUUUGACGUGGAUGGGACGCUCACUCCGGCCCGGCAGAAGAUCGCUCCUGAGCUGGACGAGUUCUUCCAAGGACUGAGGAAGAAAGUGAAGAUUGGUGUUGUGGGCGGCUCGGAUUAUGCCAAGAUAGCAGAGCAACUGGGGGAAGGAGAAGAAGUCAUUCAGAAAUUCGAUUACGUCUUCGCUGAAAAUGGGACGGUGCAGUACAGGGACGGGAAGUUUGUCACAAAGGAGGCCAUACAGAACUAUCUGGGUGAGGAGCUACUGCAGGAGCUGAUCAACUUCUGCCUGAGCUACAUGUCUGACAUCAGACUCCCUCGCAAAAGGGGAACAUUCAUUGAGUUCCGGAACGGCAUGUUGAACGUCUGUCCCAUCGGCAGGAGCUGCUCCUUGGCGGAACGCCUCGAGUUCUUCCAGAUCGACAAGACGGAGAAGAUCAGGGAGAGGUUUGUGGCGGCUUUACAGGAGGAGUUCGCCGGCAAGGGACUGAACUGUACCAGAGGAGGCAUGAUCAGUUUCGACAUCUAUCCCGAGGGCUGGGACAAGCGCUACUGCCUGGAUAUCUUGGAAAAGGAUGGAAUUAAAACAAUCCACUUCUUCGGGAAUGAGACUGAUCCGGGUGGUAACGACCACGAGAUCUUUCACGACCCCAGGACAAUCGGUUACACUGUCAUAUCCCCGGAGGAUACAGUCAGACUGUGCAAAGAACUCUUCCUGCGGGAAUGAGCCCUGGACCAUGACUCAAGGAGACUUUCCACCGGACUUUGUGGAAUCUGGGACGUUCCUCUGGUGGAGAAGAUGUUCAGUUUAGUUCAGGGAUUCAGGGCGGAAAUAGGACCUUGGGCCCACCGAGUCCGCACUGACCAGCGAUCCCUCGCACAUCAUCAUAAUCAUAAUCAUAUUUUAUUAGCCAAGUGAAUUUC